AUGCGAAUUUCAUUGGUUCUGAUUCCAGCAGCGAUCCUAUUGUCCAACGUGGUCAGUGCAACAACAGCUGGCUCGAACAUGGACAUCGAUGAGAUUGACUUCAAGGGUCAAGAACAAGUCGAAUUAAACAUAACAGAAACAUUUGAAACGUUUCAUUGGAAGUUGGAGAAGAAUGAUACCUUGACCGAUCGAAUCUUUACAUUGGAACUAUCUCAACCUGCUGAAUUCCAAAUCAUUGAUUACUUGAUGGGUGGCGAUGUAUUCGAGGUAUUGGACAAUGGUAAGUCUAUUGGUCAGACAUCUGAGCUUGAAGAUACGAUGCAUAGUGAGGGUGUAGCCUAUGUUACCACACCUGAAGAAGCCUUGGAUGAUGAACGUUUUUCAAAGGCAGGAUAUCUAUUGGAUGCUGGAAAGCACGAGAUUACGAUCAAAGUCGCUGAGUCUCUUCAUCAAAACGGUACCGGUGCCGUCCGUGUAGUCCAAAGCCUGCAGUCCUUCUAUAAUAGUAAGGAGGUUGAUAAGCCAUAUGACGACGAUGAUGAUAAGCAUGAUGAUUUUGAAGAUUUCUGGUCUAAUUACACUAAUAUUGAUUACAUUGUAAAUGAACCCUCUAUCACAAGCAUAUCGAGUACAACACUAAUAAUGACGGGUGUAUCUCUUGCACAACAAACCUCCUCUACUCCUCAUCACGAUUAG
Molecule: messenger RNA, 696 nt
Organism: Mucor mucedo
Lineage: Eukaryota; Fungi; Mucoromycota; Mucoromycetes; Mucorales; Mucoraceae
Exons: 2
Coding region: 1-696 (231 amino acids)
Source: RefSeq, a predicted model, not a curated record